Messenger RNA from Punctularia strigosozonata HHB-11173 SS5, 1032 nucleotides. RefSeq lists its product as uncharacterized. The transcript is spliced from 2 exons. The coding region runs from base 1 to 1032 and encodes 343 amino acids. NCBI's taxonomy places the organism in Eukaryota, Fungi, Basidiomycota, Agaricomycetes, Corticiales, Punctulariaceae. Gene Ontology annotation, cellular component: nucleus. The record is from RefSeq and is a predicted model, not a curated record. Gene Ontology annotation, molecular function: DNA-binding transcription factor activity, RNA polymerase II-specific; RNA polymerase II transcription regulatory region sequence-specific DNA binding. Gene Ontology annotation, biological process: regulation of transcription by RNA polymerase II.
AUGAGAUGCCCUAUGAAAGGCUGCUUCCAUGUUUUCGCCUCUCUCUCUGCGCUCGCUCUCCACCUCGACGCGCAGAAGUGCCCCGGCGGUGUUACGCGCGAACAGAUCGACCGGUACAUCAUUCAGCACGACCUUCGGGGCCUCAUCAGCAAUCGCGGCCGCAUGAUCACAAGGGGCACCCUGAACGCCUCGUACAAGCCCCCCGCUAUAUAUAAAGCAACCGAGCUGGCAUGGAACGGAUCCGCAUACCAAUGUUACUUCUGCCCUAUCACCUUCCGGACGCUGGGGGAACUGGAUUGGCACCUCGCCUCGCCCAAGCAUAGCAACGGGACCGUCAACGGUGGCAAGAUCUACCGAUGCCCGAAUACCGGAAACUGUGGUAAGCAGUUCAGCACGCUGAGUGGCGCCGUGCAGCACAUUGAGCGUGGUAACUGCGGGAUCCUGAAGAUCAGGGGCGUUAAGGACACCAUGGAAGGGUUGAUCCCGCCAACAGUCGCGUGCUUUGGGCUGGAUUGCUCUUUGAGGUUCAUCGAUUAUUCGGCCCUCGCCCUCCACCUGGACUCCAGCAAAUGUCCCAGCGGCAUCGCUCGUGCAAAGGUCGACCGCUGGCUUCUCAACGACGCAGCGGGCGAAAGUAUCACGAACCAGCGUCUGGAAUUGCCUUACCACCCUCCUUAUCAGUCCCGCCCAGUGACCCGUCACCGCUGGAUCCUAGGCAGCACCAGAUUGAGCUGCGAUCUAUGUCCCAAGACCUUAAAAACCGUCAAUGAAUUGCAGGAGCAUAUCACGUCGUCCAAGCACAACGUCGGGUACCUCGGCGGAGGCCACAAGGUCUAUCGCUGCCCGAACGAGCCGAACUGUGCGAAGACCUUCACCACGUUCAGUGCCACCGUGCAGCAUCUCGAACACAGUCCUUGCAAGGACUUGGGUCUUGGAAUGGUGCAGAACGUUCUCAGGGUUCUGGCAUACUACGAGAAAUCACGAGGGGAAGUACCACAGAACUUUGAGCUGAGACCGGCCUUCGUGUUGUAG